This is a messenger RNA of Dovyalis caffra, 408 nucleotides long. NCBI's taxonomy places the organism in Eukaryota, Viridiplantae, Streptophyta, Magnoliopsida, Malpighiales, Salicaceae. The record is from the annotation of a GenBank genome assembly.
AUGCCGGUGGAUAGUCAAAGAAUGACGGUCUUGAAGAGAUAUGUCUUGCGAUUGUUUAUAUCAUUGAAGUAUAUCACAGCAAAUGUUGUGGACAGAAACAAUGGGAGAAUUGUUGCCACAGCAUCAACAGUUGAACAUUCCAUCAAGAACACCCUUGAGUGCAGUCGAUCUUGCAAUGCAAAAGCAGCAACAGUUAUUGGAGAGGUGUUGGCUAUGCGACUCAAGGUGGAUGGUCUAGAACAGGGACAAGGAAGAGGGAUUCAUGUCAACAUGGACAAAGAGGUUGAGAAAAAAGGCUUUAAGAACCGCACCAAGAUUUGGGCUCUUGUUAAUGCCCUAAAAAACAACGGAGUUAAGAUCAUUCUUGAUGAGGAUAAUGAUAACUCAUGUCGACCUAAUUUUCCAUGA